Paecilomyces variotii is the source of this 1699-nucleotide messenger RNA. RefSeq lists its product as hypothetical. NCBI's taxonomy places the organism in Eukaryota, Fungi, Ascomycota, Eurotiomycetes, Eurotiales, Thermoascaceae. The transcript has 3 exons. Bases 94 to 1497 code for a protein of 467 amino acids. The record is from RefSeq and is a predicted model, not a curated record.
AACAAAUACCCUGCGGUCGAGACAAUUAAUUGGAAAUAUUAACAGUCAAUUAGACCUUUACUCGCUUUCUCUCCUCAUUCAGACUACCUGAAGAUGGCCGAUAAUACUUAUUGUAUGGCCGAUGUGCUGGCAAUAGCCAGCAUUCAUCCCUUCUACUCUGAUAACACAUACCCGCCUUCUAGUGAAGAACUACCUAUGAUCUUGGAAAGGCAAAGAGAGUCGCCCAAGGAGCUUAAGUUGCCAUCAUUCCCAUUGACUCGAAAAGACACAUUGUAUAAAGAGAUUGCACGACUCACCACGGACUGCGACCCACGGAAUGGUUAUCGACGAGGGACCUACAUUAGUACAACCGGUGGAGGGUCAGCAAGUGGACUUCCGAUGGUCUUUGCCACGGAUUCGAUUGAAAAUCGUCAGCAACGAGCCGUGUUCGGCUCGUUCCUGCGGUCCUGUGGCAUCGUGGGCCCUGGGGAUUGGGUGUUGACUAUGCAUGUUGCAGGGUAUCUCUAUCGAGCUCUGGAUCUCAUGGCCGAAGUAUUUGAAGGAUCAGGGGCCACAGUCCUCUGUGCAGGAAGUGAGAUGGAGCAGGAUCAGGUUGUCCAAACAAUCAUUGAAUAUCGCGUGAAUGCAAUUUCUGGUGAUGCAGGCCAAAUCACGCAGCUAGCCAGAUAUGUUUCAACCCUCCCGGAGGAGAAGAGGAAACAGUUGGCAGUCGACAAGGCCCUAUACACAUCCGAGCCCAUGACCCCGUCUCAGCGCAGAUUUCUGAAAUCUGUCUUUCCCAACAUAGCCGUGUCAUCGGUUAUUGGCAGUGCAGAGGCAGGUCCAUGGGGUGCCUCGCCAGUAGAACUUACAGAUAUCUCGGCAGAUCAGAAUUACGCUGAUUUUGUGUUCGAUGAUCGCCUUAUACACCUUGAGGUCUUACCCUUUUCCAUUGAGGAUCCGAACAAAUCAAGCAACCGCGAUUUUCAGCCAGUCCCUGACGGUGAAAAAGGCCUACUUGUUCAAACUUCACUACAGCGACUACGCAAUCCUCUUGUCCGUUAUGUCUGUGGGGAUGUCUGCUCUCUUCAUUCUUUGUCAAGUAUUAUCAAGGACAGGAUUUCCCCUGAGGAUGCAGCUCACUAUAGGAUAGCACGGAUAUAUGGGCGUGACAGACGAAUCAGCUUUGACUGGUAUGGGGAGUAUUUUGAAUUCUCCCAAGUACAGGCCAAAAUGAGAACAGAAUCGUGGGGAAUUUUGCAGUACCAGAUUAUUCGGCGUUACAGAGAAGGGGACUGUAAUCAUCUGGAUAUUGUUCUUGAGCUGCGUCUGCUACGAGACUAUGGGCCGGGUAAGAUUGGUGAGAAAGAGCUAACGCAGGAAUUGCGAACAUUUUUCAGGGUGUUUGAGAAUAACGAGGAGCUGUUUGAUUUGAAGUAUUUGCCUGAUUAUGGAGGGUUUCAUCGAAGUGCCACCGGAAGAAAGGUCGUUAAUUUUCUUGACUUGACACAGAAAUAGGUUUUGGGAAAUAAUUUUUUUCACUGACAAUACUAAAGACGCCUGAUGCUGGUUUCUAGGUGUAUUUUCCCCAAAAAUAUAAUAUUUCUGUAGAUAGGUACCUAUAAGGAACUCGAAUAAAACUUCAAUCGGUGACUCGGUUGGGAAAAUAAGGUUAGAUGCCAGGAACAGAUUCGAUAAAAUUUCAGGAUGUUCUACAGUG